AUGACACACUCCGAGAUGCUCGCUCAUGCAGGCAGCAACGAGUCGCAGGACAGCCAGGCCAUCCUCGAGGCCUACAGGGCGGAAUUUGGCGUGGGAGCGCUCAGCAGCCCGCCCUCAAAGGUUUCUUUUUCAAGGACUCGAAUGACGACAAUCAAGGAGAUUCCAUCGCCAACAAAUGAAGUCGUGGUACCAUCGUCCGAUACGCCGGUCGCUACAAUUGCAUGUCCAGAGGUCCAUGCUCCCCGCGACGCGUUACCAACAGAGGCGCGUUCAGAAGGAUCCACUGUCGAGCAAGGUGAAUGUCCCGAACCAAGCGACUUAAAUGGCGAUGAAGAGGACUCGGAGAAUCGCGUCGACCUGACAAGCAACGAGAGCCUCGAUUCACAGCGACCAUGCGACCUUAGUCACCACAUCGGCAACGAAAAACUCCACACGCGACAUGACAGCGCGCAACCGCAAUCAGUGCAACGCGAUGCACCUGGACCUUUGAUUCAGAGCGUCAAGCCACCCACCAGCGCUGCAGCUGCCGCGCUGUUGUGCAAGAUGAACUUUUCUCAGCAGACCCCGACACAGGUCAACGACGGCCGCGACUACAGUGAAUACUGCGACGUUGUGCCCUCGAGCCCGGUUAAUAAUGAUACGCAAUCUGGAUCUCACGAGCCAGAGACUCUUCAGGAUGACGACACUGGAGCAGUCAACUUUGCCUUGAGCGAACUCAACCGACCUUCGUCCCAAGUCUCCGAAGAUGCUGGUUUUGAGAAUACGAGAGGCGACUGGAGGCACCCUGACCAGACAUCGCAGCUGAACGCGGGCCAAACCCCAUGCCGACCUCAUGGUAAUGCCUUCGAGACUCCAGCCGUCCCCAAGAACCCGUUUGGUGCGAGGCCGAGUAUAACUGCGCCUCUGGCCGGAAGCCAACUGUUUGGCCAGACGCAGUUCUCAUCAGCCAUCAAAAGGAUCAGCCCGACAUCCUCGCGCCCUUCGCCGAACCUGUUCAACUCGAUAUCCCCCAACAUUAUAGAGACAUCGCCGUUGAAGAACCGAGCCAAUGUUUCUUCCCCGACCGAUAUUCGUACCUCGAGUCCGCAACGCCUGCACGAUAUACCCGAAACAUCAUUACAAGAUGAAGAUGCGGAUCCAAGAGGGGCAGAGACGCCUCUCAAUAGUCGAUCGACAGGCGGCGAUAUGAUCCCCGAGUCUCCCCCAUCUUCGGAUCCUACACCACGAGCGCAACCCAGGUCCUCAGGCAACACCGAGCCAAUGACGCACUACGAACCGAUGAAAAAGUCACAGGAGAGGAAGUCAAGUGAAGGGGCUGCAGUCUCGUCUCCUCUGGACUCUGAUAGUGACCCUGACGAUGCGAUUCGACGAAUGGAACGGAAGAAGAAGAUUGAGCGGAAACGAGCCAAAGCUGCCGAGGAGAUGGGGCGAGUGAGCUUCAUACCUAUGGCCAAACGCGAAUCGGCAGAGCAGCCAUCAAGGAAGAGGAGAAGGGUAUCAACUGCCGUGUCCGUCCCGGCCCAUGAGCAGCCCCAGGAAAAAACAGACGACGCCAAGGCACAAGAAUUGCCUACUCUUGUCGACGACUCACAAAAGGGAGUUGUUGCAUCGAACGAGACGGCACCUGGGGCCUCAACCAAGGCGACUCCUGGAAACAGUGCCCCUGAAAAGGAGCAAGUUGAUGGGGAUGGGGAUCUAGCCAUGGUGGAUACACAGAAGGUUACGGAGGAGGAGGAUAUGAUACCUGCUACCAGUCCCGCACCUUCUCUUCCGCCUUCUCUCCCGCCAACUGAGGCGUCUCUUCCACCGACCGCACCGCCCGAGGACCCGCUACCUUCUGAGCCCGAGUUGCCCAAACUCAUUGUCGAUGAUGAGGACGGUCCAGGGACAGCACGUGGAGACUCGGAGCCGUCGUCUUUGCCACCACAGCGAAGGAGAAAUAUGAGGACAUAUGGCCGCUCACUAAGGCAAAGCCGCAAGACCCCAUUUGUGAGCUCUUCAAAUUCGGACGCCUUGGUCGCAGAGACGGCACCAAAACCCAUGUCUUUGUCGUCACCCCCACGGAAGCCUGAGUCUAUGGCAACUAUUGAGCACGGAGAUGACCAUGGACUGGUGGCACGGAAAGGGACACCCGACGAGGGUGAAGCGAAGAAAGGGCCGCGGUCUAAGAGGGCGCCUCGAAGCGUUUACGCAGAUCUCCCACCACCAAUGACCACACGCUCACGUCGAAGCGAGGCGAGUCCUGUGACCCCUGUGGCUAAUCGCCCCAUUGCCCAGAUGCUGCCAACUUCCUCGAGCUUGAGCAUUCUCUCGACGACACCACAACCGUCGGCCAAGACAACACCUGGAACUCAAGACUCGCCCAGCUCUAAGCGGGCAGAGUCGGUGAGCCUCCCAUCACCAGCCGGCGGUCGAGGCUUGCGUAAGCGGGCGCCAAGGGCAGGAACCAAGUCAGAGUCACCUCCAGCAGCAACGAGAGCAACGAGGAUGGCCAAGCGACUUCCGCGUCUUGACUCGGAGUCCACUGAUGAGCUGCAUCACUCACCGGCCGCAAGUGUCUUGGAAAGGAGCCUGAUACACUCGAAAUCUAGCAGAUCUUUCAGGCAAAGCCUGGCUCCAGUACACCGAACUUGUAAGCUGUUCGAGGGCAUGGUAUUUGCCAUCUCCUUUCAAAACCAAGUCAAGCAACAGGAGCGAACCAAGCUGGAAACAAAGAUCACACAGGCGGGUGGAACAAUCCUUGCUGAAGGAUUCCAAGACAUGUUUGAGCAUUCGUCAAUCAUGAACACCACCAGCCUCGUGAUCGAUGAGGAAGACGCGUUGAAGCUCACCAAAGCAGGAUGUGAGAGUGGAUUCACAGCACUCAUCGCAGACAGCCACUCGCGCAAGGCCAAGUACAUGCAAGCUUUGGCGCUGGGGCUUCCCUGCCUGGCUCAUCAGUGGAUCACGGCCUGUCUGAACAAAGGGGCGAUUGUGGACUGGGAGCCUUACAUUCUUUGUGCAGGAGCAUCCGCUGUACUGGGCAAUGCGAUCCGGUCGAGAACUCUGACGCCAUACUCUGCGGUUGAUGCAAAGCUCGCUGAAGUCAUUGAUCAGCGCCCGCGUCUUCUCGAUGGACAACGGGUGCUCGUUGUGGUAGACUCGAAGAAGUCUCGCAACGAUGCCAAAGAGCCGUACAUAUUCUUAGCGACGGUACUGGGUCCGUCUAUCUCGCGUGUCUUUUCGACACAGCAGGCACGGGACGUGUUGCAGGAACACGAAAAGGCAGGGAACCCGUUUGACUGGCUAUAUAUCGAUAAGGGCACAGGGACAGUCGAGGCGGUUCUAGGGCCCACGGAAGUGACGGGUAACAAGAGGCGCAGAAAGUCGUCGCAAGUUCCACUGAGGGUUGGAAACAUGCGAGUUCUGGAUGACGAACUUGUGAUUCAGAGCCUGAUUCUUGGACGGAUAGUGGAAGUGGACGAAAUGUAUAGUUGA
This is a messenger RNA of Fusarium falciforme, 3477 nucleotides long. RefSeq names its product BRCT domain-containing protein. Gene Ontology annotation, molecular function: histone binding. Gene Ontology annotation, cellular component: nucleus. The record is from RefSeq and is a predicted model, not a curated record. The transcript is spliced from 3 exons. Lineage: Eukaryota; Fungi; Ascomycota; Sordariomycetes; Hypocreales; Nectriaceae. Gene Ontology annotation, biological process: positive regulation of transcription by RNA polymerase II; DNA damage checkpoint signaling. Bases 1 to 3477 code for a protein of 1158 amino acids.